CUAAAGGGGCCGUGCCAGCCCAGAGUACGCAGGAGUGCACAGGACCAACACGAGCCAGGCACCAUCCUCACCGCAUUACAAGGAACUGCUCGCUGUCAGUAAGGAAUAUAACAAUGCGUGAAAUUGUGCACCUCCAGGCUGGCCAGUGCGGUAACCAGAUCGGUGCCAAGUUUUGGGAAGUAAUCAGUGAUGAGCAUGGAAUUGACCCUACAGGCAGUUACCAUGGAGACAGCGACUUGCAACUAGAAAGGAUUAACGUAUAUUAUAAUGAAGCCACUGGAAAUAAGUAUGUACCCCGCGCAAUCCUUGUGGAUUUGGAACCUGGCACUAUGGAUUCUGUCAGAUCAGGACCAUUUGGACAAAUAUUUAGACCUGACAACUUUGUGUUUGGUCAGAGUGGUGCUGGAAAUAAUUGGGCCAAAGGUCAUUACACAGAAGGAGCAGAAUUGGUGGACUCUGUCCUGGACGUAGUGAGGAAAGAAUCUGAAAGCUGUGACUGCUUGCAGGGAUUUCAGCUCACACACUCCUUGGGUGGUGGCACUGGCUCUGGAAUGGGUACACUCCUUAUUAGCAAGAUCAGGGAAGAAUACCCCGACCGAAUCAUGAAUACAUUUAGCGUGAUGCCAUCUCCUAAAGUAUCGGACACUGUGGUUGAGCCAUACAAUGCUACACUCUCAGUGCACCAGUUGGUGGAAAACACAGAUGAAACCUAUUGCAUAGACAAUGAGGCCCUCUAUGAUAUCUGCUUCCGCACAUUAAAGUUAACCACUCCAACCUAUGGAGACCUCAAUCAUUUGGUUUCUGCUACAAUGAGUGGUGUAACAACCUGCCUUCGCUUUCCUGGGCAGCUCAAUGCAGAUUUGCGAAAACUGGCUGUGAACAUGGUGCCUUUCCCACGAUUGCACUUUUUUAUGCCUGGCUUUGCUCCUUUAACAAGCCGUGGAAGCCAGCAAUACCGUGCACUAACAGUGCCAGAGCUAACACAACAAAUGUUUGACUCUAAGAACAUGAUGGCAGCAUGCGAUCCUCGUCAUGGUCGCUAUCUUACAGUGGCAGCCAUCUUCCGAGGAAGAAUGUCUAUGAAAGAAGUAGAUGAGCAGAUGCUCAAUGUCCAGAAUAAGAACAGCAGCUAUUUUGUUGAAUGGAUCCCCAACAAUGUGAAAACUGCUGUAUGUGACAUUCCACCACGAGGCCUCAAAAUGUCUGCCACAUUUAUUGGCAACAGCACUGCUAUCCAAGAACUGUUCAAGAGAAUUUCAGAGCAGUUCACUGCCAUGUUCCGCCGCAAAGCUUUCUUGCACUGGUACACUGGUGAAGGCAUGGAUGAGAUGGAAUUCACGGAAGCUGAAAGCAACAUGAAUGACUUGGUUUCAGAAUAUCAGCAGUACCAAGAUGCCACAGCUGAUGAACAAGGGGAAUUCGAAGAGGAAGAAGGAGAAGAUGAAGCUUAAUGACAAGGAAGACUUAGAACUUUUUAGAAUGUUAAAAGGCACAGUUUACACAUUGCCAGUACAUUUGCCCACAGAUGUGUUCAAGCAUGCUUAUUCUCUGCCCCUGCCCCAUUUAUUUUCCCGUCAACAAAGCCAGAAGCAAAUAUUCUUAACUAUACCAAUGUCAAAGUAACCGUUGUCGUUUUAGAUCCCUUUCUAAUUUAUAAACAAUGCCCAAUACAAUGUUUAAGAUGAUGGUGGUAGAAGUGAUUUUGACGGCUUAGAUGUCUUUCACUGGAUGAGAUCAUAAAAGAAAAUGUGUGCUCA
Molecule: messenger RNA, 1757 nt
Organism: Pelobates fuscus (common spadefoot toad)
Lineage: Eukaryota; Metazoa; Chordata; Amphibia; Anura; Pelobatidae
Product: tubulin beta-2B chain
Exons: 4
Coding region: 114-1451 (445 amino acids)
Biological process (GO): mitotic cell cycle; microtubule cytoskeleton organization
Cellular component (GO): cytoplasm; microtubule
Molecular function (GO): GTP binding; GTPase activity; structural constituent of cytoskeleton
Source: RefSeq, a predicted model, not a curated record